Alligator mississippiensis (American alligator) is the source of this 12996-nucleotide messenger RNA. RefSeq names its product ras homolog family member J (gene RHOJ). Gene Ontology annotation, molecular function: GTP binding; GTPase activity. The coding region runs from base 515 to 1159 and encodes 214 amino acids. NCBI's taxonomy places the organism in Eukaryota, Metazoa, Chordata, Crocodylia, Alligatoridae. Gene Ontology annotation, biological process: small GTPase-mediated signal transduction. The transcript is spliced from 5 exons. The record is from RefSeq and is a predicted model, not a curated record.
CCCACUGAUCCUAAUAUGGAAUUCAGCAGGAAACCCAUGAUUUCCUGACACACAGCAAGCUGGGGAAAGAAAGGAAAAACUCCAUUAAAAACCUCUAGCUUUCCUCCAUGUUAGAAAUGCAAUGGAAAAUGGAGUGGAUUUAAACAGGAAUCCCUCUGCCCAAGCCGGAGAGGGAAAGAAGAACUUCACAGCCUCCAACUGCUGACGUUUUUCAAGUUGCAAUAAAAUCUCAGGGUCAGGAUGAGGAUUUCCUGACUCCAGCUAACAAGAGAGGACAAUCCUUUUUAUUUUUAAUUAAUAUAUAUGUGAAUAUUUAAUGUAGUUAUCUCAAUGGUUCUAAUUACUGACUGGGGCACUGUUAGAGGCGGCUCUCCUAGCCUGGAAACAUUAGUAUGAUUUCCUGAGUUUGAGAACCCCCCCCAAACUCAGGAACGGUCAGUACAAUCACACUUCAUUUUUCCUUCAUGUGCACUUGGAAGUAUCAGCAGCCGCAGCCGGAGCAGAAGCAGCAAGAAUGAACUGCAAGGAGGAAGAUGAGAACUGCACGGAUGGCAGCAGCGAUAACAGGAAAAAGAUGUUAAAGUGCGUGGUGGUCGGGGAUGGUGCAGUGGGGAAAACCUGCUUGUUAAUGAGUUAUGCCAACGAUGCCUUCCCAGAAGAGUAUGUGCCUACCGUCUUUGACCACUAUGCAGUAACUGUGACUGUCGGAGGAAAGCAGCACUUGCUGGGACUAUAUGAUACCGCAGGACAGGAGGACUACAACCAACUGAGGCCUCUGUCCUACCCCCACACAGACGUAUUCUUGAUCUGCUUCUCAGUGGUGAACCCUGCCUCUUACCACAACGUCCAAGAAGAGUGGGUGCCUGAACUGAAAGACUGCAUGCCCGAUGUGCCUUACGUGCUCAUAGGAACACAGAUUGACCUUCGUGAUGACCCCAAAACUUUGGCUCGACUGCUCUAUAUGAAGGAGAAACCCCUCACUUAUGAACACGGAGUGAAGCUAGCUAAAGAGAUUGGAGCACAGUGUUACUUGGAAUGUUCAGCCUUGACACAGAAAGGUCUUAAAACAGUCUUCGAUGAAGCAAUCCUCACCAUUUUUAACCCAAAGAAGAAGAAAAAACACUGCAUGAAGUGCCAUGGCUGCUGCACAGUUGUAUGAGGUCACUUGAGAAGCAAAGCAAGACAAUGCUAAUGUUCAGUUAAACCACGCAGGCUAGAAUGUCAACGAGAGGCGCACACAACUUUAAUGGGGAACAUGACCAGAAAGGAGUCCUAUUUAAUCAUAUAGGAUUCCUCCGUUCUGUGAAACCUCCAAGCUGUACCAUGGUAGGCCAACUAAUGUUUAUUUGCUUUCCUAACCCUACAGAGCUAUCUGCAGCCUGUUCCCACAUUAUGCUAGACUGCACUGAGCCAGUAUGAAACAUGAUGCCUGCUAAUGGCCAACUCCAUGAAUCAGAUGAAGGUUCUGUGUGUAAAAUUUGAAAGACACUAUAAUGGAACCAAAAAAACCUUCAUUUGAGGCCUUAAACACAAGUUGAUCAAAAGUAUGAAGCUACAAUAUGUAGGAAUUGAAUAUGAACGGAUCAAAAGCACACAAAGUUCUUUCAAGGUUUAAUAUGCAAGAUAUACAUUAUAAGCAGGAUAUACUUUCAAAUAACUUUUCUUUAUAGAAAUAUAGGAUUGGGGUAGGGGACUUCCCAGGCCCCUAAGCUCAGUCCAAUAUAAGAUAUCUGUUAAUUUCAGGAUCUACUUUACUUUGUCUACAUAAAUGAAAACAAAUGUUGCUUUCACGUUAACAUAGCCGAUAUCCAUCUAUCACUGCACUCGGACUAUCAGAACUGAUCAACAUUUACCUCCAGACUUAAGGAAUGUUCUUUUUAUUAAAAAAAUGCAGAUAACUGUAUUCAUGGAAAUGUACAGGCUGAGCCAUCUUUUCAAAAGCUGGGAGAGGGGAAACAAUAUUAGUGAAAAACAUGAAAACAAAGAAAUUGUGUUACCAAAGAAUAUUGUAAUAGAUGUGAGGUAUCAGCGUGGAAGAACCUUCCUUCCAAACUCAGAACGUUAAAGGGCUGCAUUUGUAAAUGCAGGUGUACAUUUACUGUAUAGACCAGGCUGAUUUCCACACCUCCCCCAGCAAGCGACAACAAAACCAGACCAUGCCAAAGCUCACGUUGAUUUUAAGUGCUUUACAAUGAUCCAAUUGCCUUAUAUGAAAUAGCUUUCUAAAGAUGCUCUCAUGGAAAGUAAUUAACUCAAAUGGAGUUUCAAGCAUGUCUUAAUGGUAGUUGUCGCUCUGCUAUUCACUGUUUUGAGAGGUUGUUGGGGUUUUUUUCCUCCCACGCUCAUUAUUCUACAUGCAACAUUUAAGGUAUAGUGUAGGUCUGAUACUCAGGAACUUUCUUUCAUGCAAUUUGCAGAAUGAUGUGCUACAGCAUGUAGUACUGAAACAGGAAACCUAAAUCUUAAGGGAAUGAAAGCUGACAAUAAGCAUUCUCUGCUGUUGAAUAAAGCGUGCCUUUCCACUGCGGCUUCUCCAGGGAGCCUGUUGUUUUGCACAUCACAGUACGAUGCUGUUACAAUACAGACAUUGAGAGAUGAACUUUAAGGGUGUCUUAUUACUUGCAUCUGCUUACAAGUACCCUGGAAAUGCCCAUGUAACUGUCUUGUUAUGGAUUUCAUUUCUGAUAACACCUCUCCCAGGCAUAACAUUUCAGUGCUAGCACAUCUGUGUUUCUAGUCUCAGAAUGUAAAUCCCUGACAAAAGCAACUUCCAGAGUUGAAAUUUUCAAAUACUGCUUGAAUAAAUAAUGUUACUGCACCCUAUCACCCCAGGGAAGUAAUGGCAAAAGAACAACAAAAUCUCCUCUGCCCUGCCAUUAUUUGGAAUAGCCAGCACUCUGCUUUUUGCAAGGCCUGUACUGUGCUCCAGCUUGCACAAGGGCAACUGAAAACCUCUGCCAUUAAGGGAAGGUUAUGGAACCAAUCCCAUGGAACCAAUGGGAUUUGGAGUAAGGCCCAAAAUAAGCAACAGCCUAGAUACAGGGCUUGACUCUGCACCUAUUAAAUCAAAGGCAAAACUCUCUUGUGAUGAUGAUACUUGCAAACUUUUUGAAACAGAUAGUUACAGCAAGGGCAUCCUAAAUCAGUGGGAAACCACCUGUUGUAAAUAUAAUGGCAAACGACUCAAUUUCUGGUCAGUAAAUGCAACUCGCUAUCCCCUACAGCCCCAUGAAGUCUGUGUUCGCUGUGCUAUUGAUCUCAAUGGGAGUAGGGGCAGGCACUCCCAAACUGUACAUGGGAGUAGAGAUCACCAAUUAGCUCUUCUAUACAAGCGUGGCCAGGUGAAUUUGCAAAGAAGUGCAUUUUAUUACAACAGUGCCUGGUAAAACUGCACUAACCAUCUUUUCCUCAUGGUGCAUUCACUUGGCUGAAAAUGUAGUUAUGGUAAAUUACCGAUGCUGAAGAAUGUCUGGAGAUGUCCUUACAGCUCAGGUAUACGUCCCUAAUGAGCACCCAUAGCUGUUUCAUUGUCAAAGAGAUUCUCUUUAAAUAUGCUAACAAAAAGGUUUGGGGAAACGUGGCUCAGGUGGAGAGAGAGCACAGAGUUGAUGCAAGUUACUUUUUCAUAAAGUUUCCUUCAAUGUGAAAGGACCGGUGGCUUGGAAUUAAGUGACAGCAUCAAUUCAUACCUUUGCUGCCAUGCAGCUACUAUGGGCAGCGGUGGGAAUUCUUUUAGAUGGUACACAGGAUGCCAAGUAAAUUAAUAUGAAUAUAAAGAUAUCUGAGGAGCAACCAGAAAGUUCAGACAGAAUGGAUACAUGAAUACUUAGCAAAUAGUUUACUUACCUAGGGUCCAACCCAAAACCUACUGAAAUUCUACAGAUGCUGUAUCUCGACUUUAAAGGUGAACCAGGCUCUGGCUGAGGUUGGCAGUUGAUUUCAAUGGAAGUAAAUUGGGAUGCCUGUUUUGUUCCCUAUGAAUUGCUAGAUGCAGAGUACAUACUUACGUAGAAGCAAGGUAGAAAUAGAUGCCAAGUCUGUUUUAGCUGAACUGCAACACAAGCCCUAAGGUGGGGGUUGCCAGAUAUUUUUAUAGCUUCUCAAAACAAAGAGAAAAUAAAAUUCUAGACUGACAAGCUCAGUUUAAGACAUAACGAGAACAUUGGAAAAGUGCAAUGCAAUAUUCUCAGCAUACAUCUGAGGAAGCCACAAAUAACCAAAUGACAGUUUUUGUGUGCUGCAUAAUAUCAGUGACAUAUGAUAAAUCAAAAGGAAAUCAAAAUCAAUUUCACAUAAAAAGGAAAUUGCAACUUGUAACAUUAACAUAACUGCAGUAGUUUGCAGAAAUUAAAUAAAAAAAGACUCUGAUAGUAGAGGCUAAAAAGCUAAUAUAAAAAGCUCAGUAUAUUAAAAAUGCAGAAACUCCUAUAAAUUGUAGUGGAAGCAAGUAGAGGAAUAUUAUUUAGGAAAAAGAAUAUUUUAAUUAAUGCAAGGCAAGACUUUUUUACACUUAUAGAGUGAAAUAAAUCAAUUUUGCUGGGUGACAUAUUUAUAAAUUAAAGAAAUACAUGCAAGUUGCUAAUGACCAAAAUUUGACCCUCUUCAAAAAAGAAAUAGCCUUUGAAUUCGGUGUAUUUUUUGUUCCAUGCCAUAGAGAAGGAAUGUUUUAAAAGCAGCCAUUAUUUAUGUAGGUCCUAAAGGCCUCUUUAAUUACUCCCCUAGUGUUUUCAAGGAAGUACAUCUCUAUGUACAGAGCAGCAUUUAUGAAAGCAGCUACCCAGUUGUAUAACUAAAUUAACCUUUUGCGAUGAGAGCAACUCAACUUCCACAGGCAAACAUACGCUUUAGAAGCACAAACUGAUAUUCUUCCCAAAUACGGUAGGCAGAGAUAAGGAGAUCCUUUGAAAAUCUAGCCAAUAGUUAAUUGUGUUUUUCUGUUACAAAGACAGCAGAUGACAGUACCGAUGAUGCUAAGGAAGAAACAAGGGGAGGAACAGAAACAACAUAUCAUUUUCAAGCACCAUUAGGAACAAAAAGAAACUACACAGGUUUUCCCAGUAAAAGCAGACAGGUCACCUGGUUUUAAAAUACUGAGAGCUUGUAGCUUCCCCUGGAAUAGAGGCUCUGAAUUGAUAAUAAAGAAAAUGGUAUUUUAAGGCUUAGGAGAGUAAGUAAAGAGUAACCGCUCCAGGAAACUACUUGACAAUGACCCUUUUACUCAAUUGAUACCAGUGCCUUUUCUGAGAUACCUGCUCCCUUCAUUAAUAUAGCCAAUGAUCAUUUCAAAUGCAUUUAAAUAUCAAAGGAGCGUGCUAGAUCCUAGCAAACUCAUCUGCCUUGGCCCUUUUUGAAACCUUAGUAUUCUACAAGAUCUGGUUUUAAUUCAUAACAGAAGGGUGAAUAGGGUUCUAGCAAAGGACCAAAAAACCCCAAAAAAACAAAACCCCCAAACCAAAAUUAAGCCUUUUGAUUACACCAGGUCUAUUCCAACGCAGUAUGUAUAUCGUGUAGGAUAGGACACCAAUUACAUACUGUGUCUAACCAGCCCUGCAUGUCAGUGCAGUCGGUUAAAAUCACACUUCCAGGCUGCUCCAGGGCAGCCAAACUGAGCGCUCAGACUGACAAUCCAGACCUGAAUGUCUCAGCUAGGAGCCUGCAUGCACUUCAUUGCUCUGCCUUUCAGGACACGUCUACACCAUACAAAGCAAAGGUGGAGACACUAGCCGGGGUAGCGCAUGCCCGGCAGAGUAGGGGCUAGUCCGGUCCCAGAGCCUGAGUCAGCCUGGGUUUCUCAGCACAGCACUGUUCUGCGCUGCGUAGACGUGCCUUUAAAUGCCUUCUGCCACAGGUAGCAUGCAACAUGCAAAGUACCAUCUAUUACCCCAGAUCAAGAAACCAAAUGUUUUUCUCAUGCUCUACCUAAGGAAGGGACAAAGCUAAAAAAACACUGAAGUCAGUAUGAGUCUUUCCUUUGACUUGAGUGAGCUUUGGCUUCAACCCUAAAAUCCAUUAAUAAUCCAGAAACUGAAAUCUAAGCAUUACUCAAGAGCCAAGACUUAGCUACACUUGCUUGCACUACAUUGCACCUUAUUUUUCAAGGAAUUCUCUCAACUCCAACUUUCCCAUGGCCUGUUCCACAGGAGUAAGAGUGGCAGGAUCCUCAGCCAGCUGUCCUGCUAUGUUAAAAAGCCCAUUUAAUUAAUUCCUGAAUCAGUUAUGUUUGGCCAUAAACACUUGUGGUUCGCAUGCCAAAAAGACAAUCAAUUUUCUGUAGGUCCUUCCCCUUCUUCUGUAAGCAGCACGUUUAGCACCGAAACAGUCCCUGGUAGCAGAGCCCCAACAUUUCAGCGAACUUCUGGAAACAAAGUAGUGAAUAAAUGUGGAAGGGGCUGAGGCAAAACCAAACCCCUGACAUGUGACCCUGCCAAACCAAAGCAAAUCACUCCCAAUAAUGGAUGUCUUAGUGCUGCCCUGAGCGGUUUUAGGGUUGUAACAAGCAAGUGGCUGCAUCUUGUUGUGGAAAAACCUACCUUUUGUGCAAAGCAGCUGUGUCAGUCAUCCAGGGCUCUGCUCAUGAGGUGCAUGUACUUAAUAUCACACUGAUAGUAGUGCAGGCCUUGAACAAGAUACUCAAAGUGGCCUAUGUCUCUGGGUAACCAGUUUGAGAUCCCAGUCCUCUGAAUUUUAGACCCACUCUGAGCUAUCUCAAGUUGGAGACCCGGAAGGUGAGGCAUCCACAGUCACUUGUUACAUCUGAAAAUCUUGGCUUUUUGCAAUAGGAAACUUCAGCCACUGGUGACCAUCCAGCAGCGCAUCCUUGGUGCAAGCUGCAAUAUGUCACUAGAGCAAUUUAAGCCUUGCUUGAAACCAGGGGCAGCAGCACUGAUACAAAACAUGCUUUAUAGCUUAGCCCUUCAGUAAGACAGCUAUAAGCUGUAUUGGCACAAACACCAACAGCUGCAACAGAUGGUGAGGACAAGAUCUGUGAAAAGUUUGCUGUCUGUUUCCAUAAUCCAUCUCCCCUCAUUAUCACAUCAGCCAGCUAUGCAACAUUGGCAGCAUGGUGGGAGGUUUUAUAGGAAAAAACUUCAGCUGAGGUUUCUCAUCCUGCUGGCUGCUGCUACCUGAAACAUUUCUCUCUCUCCUCACUGGAUGCUGCUCAUAUGCCCAGUUCAGCCCCGUGUUUAGUCAUAGCUCCUGGCCCUUUCCACAGCUUUCCACUGCAAAGGGGGAACAAUACAAGUACUUCAUCUGGCUCAAAGCUGAAUGAAAAUGUCUCUGGUUCUUGUUUGCAGUGAACUAAGUGUGUUUGCAAACACAUUUGCAACAUAGCAUCAGAAUAAUGCAGCAUACCCUCUUGAUGCCAUGGGAAUUAUUUGUUACACGGAUGGUACAAUACACGUCUCUAAUUUCACCUGUUUUGUUCUUUAUAUUUACCUGUCCCAGGAAACUUUGUCAUGUUUUAAGUGCUGGUGAAAAAUCUGUAAAUGACAGAACUCUCCUCCUAAGUACAGACAAUGAAUUCAGUCUUUGCAGGUUAGUCUAAGAUGCAUAGAUUGAACCAAUAAGCAAGUGAACAGACAUUCCCUUUGAUUCCAGAAAUGCAGCCACAUGAGUGCAGUGGACCAGGCCAGAAGCCCCGGGAGGCUAGAGCUCCACUGGAGCAGACAACUUGGGCCAAGGCUAGCCCACCCACCCUCUAAGUGAGGGUUUGCAGGGGAUGUGCAAAGCAUCCUGGGAUGCUGGGGGACUGUGAGUUAACUUGAAUCUGGAGCAGAUCCGGGACAGAAGUUCAAUAAACCAAUUUAACCUAAAUCAGUUAAGUCUGAUACUACAUCUAUCCUAAUUUAUCUUAAACUGGUUUCAGCCAUUUUGAAAGUGGUUUAUGUGCACUUAACUUCUGUUGUGUUACAGAUUUCAACUGGUUUCCAAUCACUUAUAUUGGUUUAUGGGCAAUUUCUGUUCCUAGCCUCCCGGUUUGUAGCUCUAGCAGGAGGGGAACAGCAUUUCUUCUAAUAGGAGGUGAGAUCAAAACAAACUAGGUCAAAGAGACUUUCUAGGGAUAUCUGUACCCCGCGUAAAAAUGAAUAAAAAAAUGUUAUCAGUGCAAAUAUUCAUAAGGGAAUAAAGACCCCCUGAAAUCAAUGGGAAGGGACUCAUUGUUUUCCAAGGCGCAAGUCUGCAAUCUGAGUUCUGUUCCUAGAGCACAGUGAAAUUAACCAGGUAUAGACAUUUUUUGCACAGUAAAGAUGGGAUUAAAAAGUUAAUUAGGAAUAAUGCAUGCAGUACAAGAGUAGAAUUUACUUUUCUACAUUAGGCAGAAACACAAAGUCAAAUUCAGGAGGCAUAAUCUGUAGCUUUGGGCCCUAACAUUAAGUUACAAUAUCUAAGGAAGAGUCCAAUAAUUAUUAUUAAUAAAAAUGCUUUCCAUCUAUAUAUUUUUAAUUUUAGUUAGAAUUUGUAUUUGUCAUGGAGGGAAAUAUAAACUUUCCUACGUACUUCUGGGAACCCAAACAACAGCAGAAAAGAUAGUACAUAAAACAUCCUAUAAGCCAAAACAAAUUUAAAUUUAACAAAUUUAAAUACCCAAACUGGAAAAGGGGGGGGGGGGGGUUAAAGUCCUUUGAUUUUUUUUAAGUCUCUUUAAAUAGGAGGAUGCCAAUAAACUUAAAGCACCUUGAUAGAAUCAUUUCAUUAGGCAUCUCUUACUCUAUAGACAAGAAAACAUUCCAUAACUGAAUCUUCUGAUUCAAAUAUACUUUCUUUUGAGUUAUUAUCGCUCCUUCAGGAGCCAAUGGAAAAAUUCUAUGGGAGGCAAUGGCCACAUCUACAUGAGACACUGACUGCACAGUUGUUACUACGCAGUCAUUUAGUACUUGCGUAUACAAGUGGCUUUUUAGUGAUGCUGACUGCACAGUAGCUCAUUACUACUGUGCAGUAGUGUCACAUCAUGCUUCAUAAUUGUGAGCUACUGUGCAAUCAGCAUCUCCUGUAGACACAGACAAUGUGGAGAGAUUUGAACACUUUUAAGUUUUUUCUCCAAUUUUUUCAUCUAAAGACCAUCAAAAUGUUGAGGAGAUGGUCACAAUAAGUCAGUUCCAUCCCAUUUUCUAGCUAUAUCCAGGAGAUUCCAUCAUUGCCAAUGAAGAGCUGAAAUGACCCGAUCAUAUAGAAACAUAUAGACAUUCUUUUCUUGUUAUAUAACUGUACUGCAGUUUUCCUUCCCCAUCACCACUCUACCUAGUAAAUCUGUAUGAUUCAGUUAAUCUAUAAGGCACCUCUCUACCCUGCUUUCUUAAUAAAUCUGUGUACACCCCAGCUGAGAAAAAUACCAUUAUUUUUAUUUUAUAAUUUUCAUCUCUAACGAAUUUUAUUAAAAAGUGCCAGUGUUUAAAAAAAAAUCUUUUGGAUGGAAAACAAAACAGUUUUUGAUAAAAGAUUCUGGUCUCAAAAAAAAUAAAUAAAUCACAAAAUAGAAAAAUAUUUUUAGGUUUUGGCUUCUGCUUUUCUAUCCAAACACAAAAAGCUUUUCCAAAAUGAAAACUGAUAUGAAAACAAUGGUUUUGAUAAAACAAAUGAAUACUUUUCAUCAAGAAAAUGUUUCAAUGAAAAGACUUUGUUACACGUUAAUUUUAGGCAGCUCAGGGAGUGGGGGUGUGCGAAAUGGGCCAUAUAUGAUUUGGAUUUGGCCUGAAUCUGGGACAGUGAUUUGAUUUGUUGAUUCGGAUCACUGUCCCUGAUUUGAUUCAGCUGAAUCUGAAGAUUCAAUGCCGAUUCAGAGAAUCAGCGAUUGGGCCAUAGACACAGCUUUAAAUGUUUUUCUACAUACCUCAAGAUACCAGGCAUGGCUCAUGAACGCCGCGAUGCUGGGGCAGAAGCAGCAUCCCACAGGAGUGUGGGUGGCCCCCUGGCAUGCUUGGUGGUGAACCUGGAAGUGGACCAGAAGUACUUCUGGUCCACUUCCAAGUCCACCAGGGAGCAUGCUGGGGGCCCCCCACAUUCUCCCGGCUCAGUGAUCAACCAUGGGGGGACCCCAAGUGCCCUGCCAGACCCAGGAGGCACCAGUCGCUGAGCUGAGAGGGCACGUGCUUCCCGGUGGACCCAGAAGUGGACCGGAAGUACUUAUGGUCCACUUCUGGGUCUGCUGCUGAGCAUGCUAGGGACCACCCCGCAUUCCUGAGGGACGCUCCAUCUGCCCCACCGUCUUAGCAUUCACAAGCCGCCUGGUACCUAGAGGUAUGUAGAAAAAACAUUUAAAGCUGUGUCUAUAUCCGAAUCGCUAGAUCUUUCUGAAUCGAUUUGGAGGGUUCCGAUUCAAUUCGAUUCGAUUCGAUUCAGAGAGAUUAAAGGGUAUCCCAAUUCAAUUCGAUUAGGAGAUUCAGCCAUUGAAUUGGGCCAAAUCUCCACUGAAUCGAAUCAGGGACCAAAGCUUCGCACAGUCCUGUCAGGGAGCUCCUAACCCCUGGACUGUCCAUACAUUAAGACAAGUAAACUAGUUUUAAGCACCCUUUAGGCAUCUUAAAGUUAUGUCAUUCCAGGGCAGUUUUAUCUCUGAUCCCAGCUCAUGUUCCACUCCCAGAGAUAAGCCGCCUAAGUUCCCACUCCCUGGCCACUCCCCAGAGAUAAGCCGCUUAAGUUUCAGUCCUGCAGCAAGUCAGGAUGCAGUGUUCCUUUUCCCCACCAUCUUCUUCUGUGUGGACAACUCACUGCUGUAGCUUCUGUUCAGGCCCCUGCUGGCCAUCCCUCGAGUGGCAAGUCACAGCCGUGCAGGUUGGGGACAGUCAGACAAGGGUUUUAACCUAAAUAUGUAACUACUCUAAACUCAAACUAACACUAACACCAAUCAAUAAUUGAAAAACUAUAACAAGGCCCAAAGAUUUCUGACUUGUUGUAGUCCUGCCUCCAGCCUUAUCUACUCAUUUUGUUUUGCUUUUAAAACAAAACUACCUUCUCCUACAUUGUCUGAAGUUUCCUCUUUUAUUCUUAAGACUGCACAAACAGAAGAGUGGAAGGACACUGUGCAACACCCAACCCUGCAGCCCAGGGAUUGCCUUUAGUGAAAUUAGAUGGGACCGAGUCCAGUGCAUGUUUUAUCUAGGUAAUGCCUGCACAAUGUGAUCCAUCAUGUCCAUGCCAAUAAAAACCCCAUAUAAAACAUCAAAUGAAAGCAAUAGGGGAAGGGAAUCAAAGUAGCACUGAGGGAGGAUCCAAGGCUUCCUUUGUGGCACAGCUACCAAAAAAGCUGGCUCCCAAAUUGAGGCCCAGACUGUCUAAGGGCUAUAGGGGCCUAUCUCCCAGUAAAGUGAAAACCUUAGAGAAUCAGGGCCUUAGGGCUUCAAUUCAAGCCUUUUCACUUCUUCAGUUCUACGAGUUUGGGGUUUAAUCCCUGUUGAUGACCAGGAUGAAAAUAAUUACAUUACAACAUUUUUCCAAGACAGAGUUAUGCCUUGCUGAGGUUGAACCUGGAUCCAUUGGCAUCAUAUGUGUUUUGCUUCACCGUACUGUGCAUUUCUCGGCCAGGUUCUGGACAUACUUGUGUACUUGGUUGGCCAGACAAGAGUUUAGACCACUUCUCUGAUGAACUUUCACUUUGAUUCAAGGUUGAUUGCACUGUAAUUUAUAUCUGUGUAACUGGUCUUCAAUCUGUAGGUCUCAAAACGUAACUGACAAUUCGAUUUUUUUUUUUAAACGGUUUCUACCUGGGGACUGUGCUGAUGGUUUGUUUUGAAGGUAACAACCCACAUUCAUCGCAGGAUUGUCAUGCCAACGCUCUAUCUUAAUUCCACAGUCCCACCAUAUUUGCCCAAAGCUGGUAGCUUCCAAAGCAGUGCUAGAACUGCUCCAGUGCAUGCAGCUGCUACGGUUAAUGCAGGUGAUGAUAGGUGGGAAAUUAGAACCUAAACUUCCGUCCAUGCAAACUUUCCUUGAUUUAAAUGCAUAUCUUUUUAUUGAAUGAAGAGUUAGUUACUUUGGAGAAAAGGGGCAUUGGCAGAAUUCUGUUACAAAGGGGUUUAAUCUCUUCACUCUUGAGCAGAAAUGGUCUGGGGCAGGGAGAGGAAGUUAUUAGGUGGGGAGAGUGUCACAGGACGGAUUUUGAAACUGCUCCUCUCAGCAGCACUUCAGUUCCAGACAAAUAUGAAGGGACCACAGUGUAAAUUCUGACUUGCCUUAGUUAAGGUACACCAUGAUAAUAGGGAUGGCGGAGGGCCACCUUGAGGACGCUGAGGAUACGUAAGAGGAGGUAACAGUGAGAGGAUGACAGCACUUAAGGGCUUUCUGAGUAUAAGGGGCACAGAACCCAGUUUCAUCUAUUUUGUUACUGGAGCACUUGUUAAGUAAAAAUAUUUCACUGAAACCUGAGGUUCUCUCCUUCCUUUGAUUACAAUGCACAAAAGAGUUUUCUUUCCCUGUUUCCCUUUUAUAUUCUAGCAAUGGUGAAAUAAUUUAUAGUACUUACAUUUGUUCAUGAAGUCAACAUAAUGUUAUGAUUGCAAAGCAGAAUCUAGCAUACUGUAAGUCAUUUCCUUCGGAGAUAGCAAGUUAAGAAAUCCAAGGUAUGCUUUACUUUUUACAAAUAACUGAAUGGUUGUACAGUAUCUGCUAAAAGAUUUUAAAGGCAUCCUAUGUGCAAUGCAGCUGGGUUUCUGGGGCUGAUAAAAUAAGAGGAUUAGCCUUAGGACGUUAUGUUCAACAUUAAGGUAACAUAUCUGUUCUCAGUGAUGAUUCAGAGUGUUUCAAAAUUCAAAGCAGAGCAAUAAACUUUAAACCAAAAAAAAUAUCUUUUUUCUAGCAAUCAGGUUUUGCAUAUUAAAAAAAACCUCAUGUUAACAGUGUUAGUUUUUUUUUAUUUCAAGCACGUUAUUCUGUAUGCUUUUGCUUACCCUCUUAUAAACAUGUAAUUAUUGUAUAUUAUAACAGUUCCUUAAUAUCUUCUAUUGUACAUAGUUUAUUUUAUAUAUUUACUAAAUAAAUGUAUUACUAAGUGCUUUAAAGGUA